AUGACGCCUUUCCCCUCCGCCGGAAAUGCGCGCGGCGCGGCCCUCUACCCGUUCCCCGCCUCCUGCCUCGCCACUCGCCUCCGACUGGCUAGCCGAGAAUCCCCUUUCCUGAUUGGCGGAGAGGGCGGCGGCGAGGCCGGGGCGGAGCGGGGUUUUCUGGGUAACCGGCGAAGGAGUCUCUCUGCGCGGCGGCGGCGGCCGCCAUGGCGGGCCGAGGGCCGCCGCUUUGCUACGCGCUGCUGUGCGGGCAGGCGGCGCUGCUGCUGGGCAACCUGCUGCUCCUGCAGGGCGUGCCGCGCAGCCUCCAGCACAACGCCACUCUCGGCCCCGAGCAGCCCGACGCGGAGCCCCCCGCCAGCGCCGGAGGCGCCUUCUCCUGCCAAGGCCACGGCCCCCACGGCCCGCUCGUGCGCUGCGACCACCUGUAAGGUCCCGCGAGACUUCCGGGAGGGGGGGCGGGGAGGCGGCCAUCUUCUCCCCCCUCGCCGGAGCCUGAGAGGCGGCUUCCUGGCGCAGCUCGAAUUGGCACCCUGGCCUCUCCCCGGCCCAGUCAGGCAGUGGAAUAUGGGAAGGGAGUUAAAAGGAUAUGGGGCCCAGGAGGCGGGUGAGGUCCGGCUGGGAUCUGUGACUGGGCUGGCCGAGGCCAGGGUUCAGAUCCUACCACAGCCAUGAAGCUCGCUGGGUAGCCUUGGGUCGUAGAAUCGCAGAACUGUAGAGUUGGAAGGGACAGUGAGCGUCAUCUGGUCCAACCCCCUGCAGCAGGACAGGAAUUUUUGCCCAACCUGGGGCUCGAACCCACAACCCAAGAGGCCUCACAACUUCUCAGUGUUGCUGGGAGGAUAAACGAGGAGAGGAAUCAUAGAAUCAUAGAGUUGGAAGAGACCACAAGGGCCAUCGAGUCCAACCCCCUGCCAAGCAGGAAACACCAUCAGAGCACUCCUGACAUAUGGUGGUCAAGCCUCUGCUUAAAGACCUCCAAAGAAGGAGACUCCACCACACUCCUUGGCAGCAAAUUCCACUGUCAAACAGCUCUUACUGUCAGGAAGUUCUUCCUAAUGUUUAGGUGGAAUCUUCCACCUAAGAACAGUGUUUGCCACCUGGAACUCCUUGGAGAAAAAGUGGGGUCUAAAUGUAGUAAAAAAAGUAAAAAAAUACCCUUGGCAUACUGUCUUGGCAGGUCUGCUUAGCAGAGGUAUGCGUCUGGCUGGCACUGGCCAGCUGUCACAUUAAGCAGCCUGGAGGAAUGCUAUUUUGGGCACCCUUGGCAGGGGCAAAACUAGGCUUUAUUUCACCCAGGUCAGAGACUCAGUAUGGCACCCCCUCCCCCAUGCAUUUGUGUACUUACACACAAGCUGUGAGCCUCAAUGGCACCCCUCUGGAGGCUUCACCGUCCUAGGGUAAAAAACCCCAGCUAGCCCCCACCCCCUGGUAGUUACAGCCCUGCCCUAGGGCACUGUUGGAAAUUUUAAAUUGUGUCCUGUAGUUUCUUGCUGCCCGGUGUGGUGAGGGCCAGAGGAAGCAUCAAAAUUGGUGGGCCCUGGUGGGUGUUCAGAAGUGCUGAGGAGUGCAGUGAGGACUGCAAGGUGAGGACACAACCUCUGGGGGCAGGAGUCAGGAUCCACAGGGGCAGUAGAUCUGGCCUCCAAGGAAUGUAUAGCCAGUUCUACAGUAGCAACUGCUGUGGUGUGUUUCUUGGAGGCCAGAUCUGCCACUUCCUUGGCAGCCCCUGCCCCAUGCUGCCUCUACAGUGGCAGCAUGGUGAAUAGGAGGUGCUGCUGGUUUCCUCCCACUCCAGGGAGAAAAUGGCAGGGGCUGCUCCUGGGGUCAUAAUUUGAGGCCGGUGGAGGGUGGCACAGUGUUUUGCUGCAUCUCUGUUGCCAAAAUGUCUUGGAAUGGUCCUGGGUAGUGAUAGGCAUUGUGACUUAAGGCGCAUUCAGUCCUACACUCUAAGGUCAACUUUAAAAAAAUUACUUCUGUACCGAUUGCAUUGUUUUAAAAAAUCCAGACAGAAACUUCAGCAAUAAAGGACUAUACUGCCAGCUCAGAGUAGGAGUCAGCUGAGAUGGUGGUUUAAACACAGAUGCAAAUCCAGUUGCUACUGGCGUAAACUGAUGCUUUCUGGGCACACAGCUGUGAAAGCUCCUUAGUUUAGUUUAGUUUAUGUGUGAAGAACUAAAGGGAUAAGGAUGGAACACAAAGGGUUUUUUAACAGUGGAAGGCUGUGGCUUGUGCAUGGAAGGAUGAGUGGUGCUGGGGUGGAAGACAUAGGCGUUGCCAAAGUCUAGGGCUGGGAUAUGAAUCGGAGCAAACUGGAGGCAAGACAAAGGCCUGGAGGGGAGUGGCAGAAGUUGAUGUUGGGCAAAGAGAGGGGAUGGUUGAUGGGAAAGGGAGAAGGGAGUGUGUUGGAAAUGGAGUAUUAAACUUGAUGGCAGGUGUCUCGGGUCAAGGAUGAAAGGUUAGGUGCAAGCAGUAAACUGCCCCAGUUAGGAAGGUACAGUAUGUUGGAGAGGCUGCUACGGAAGCAGACUGGAGAAGGGAUGGGGUUAAAUUGAUGCUAGCCUGAUCAAUCUAAGGAAACUGGGGAACAUUCAUGAAUUACUGCUGUGCUCUGACUUCAGCCUUUGUUCCAGCUCUUGGUCCUUGUUGCUUCUGUACUUAACUCUGGAGCCAGUGUGAUGUAGUGGUUAAGAGCGGUAGACUCGUAAUCUGGGGAACCGGGUUCGCGUCUCCGCUCCUCCACAUGCAGCUGCUGGGUGACCUUGGGCUAGUCACACUUCUCUGAAGUCUCUCAGCCUCACUCACCUCACAGAGUGUUUGUUGUGGGGGAGGAAGGGAAAGGAGAAUGUUAGCCGCUUUGAGACUCCUUCGGGUAGUGAUAAAGCAGGAUAUCAAAUCCAAACUCCUCCUCCUCUUCUUCUUCUUCUUCUUCUUCUUCUUCUUCUUCUUCUUCUCAAAAUCAAACUCACCUUGUGGUUUAUUUGCAGACCUGAGGAGUUUGUAGAGUGUGAGGCUCCCAUGGAUCAUGGUGGAAAUGCAAGUGCACGAGAGGAACUGGGCUAUGGAUGUCUCAAGGUGGGCUCAAAAGGGAUUAUUUUGCUAGUCUAAUAUUAGAUAAAUGUCUGGCAAAUUUGGGGUAGGGAUAAAGAGAGGCUCGAUUUCCUGCUCCCUAUGUUCCAAGAUAAAUGUACAUUAUGGAAAAUGUAUACUUAAAACAAGGAAUCUAGCCUAAUAAAUUCUCAAUUCUGUCCGCUGUUGUUGUUUUGUCCCUGUAAUAGUUUGGUGGUCAGGCAUAUAGUGAUGUGAGCCACACUCAGGUCCAAUGCAAGGCACUGGAUGGCAUCGAAUGUGCAGGCCAGCGGACCUUUCGGCGGGGGAAUAAGCCAUGCAUAAAGUGAGUUUCCUUUUUGCUUUGUUUCUUGAGAUUAUUGAACCCAGAAUUCCUUUACAACACUCAUUGUGUGACAGGCAGUGCACAGGCUCAUCCCCACUUCUGUUUGUGCCAUACUUUCUAGCCACAGCUCUAUGUCCAAGCUGCCUUUUUUUGGUCCAGCUAUGACACGGACCUUGUUUGCCACUGAAUCGGAACAAACAUCAAUUUUCAACAAACAUCAGUUUUCCGUGAAUUACAGUUUGUUCCAAUUCAGAGGUAAACAGCAGGUUUUCCUGGGGAAAACGGCAGGACAACAACAACAACAACAAACUUAUUGAAAAUGGACCUAGAGAUCAUGGGCCUGUGCCUAGAAAGCGCAGCACAAAUGGAAGUGUGGAUGAGUUCUAUGCAAGACAGAUCUGACUCUCCUCUCCCAUAUUGUGCCUUACUGACUUCAAGUGUAAGGAACUAUUCUUGCUCACAAACGAAGAGUAAAUGCAGGUCUCUUCACUGUUCCAGCCAAGGCCUAUGUAGGCACAGUCUAGUACAGGGGUAGUCAACCUUUUUAUACCUACUGCCCACUAAUUCAUCUUUCCUUACAAAUUUCCUUACUGCCCACCAGUGCUCGAUGGAAGAAGGAUUCAGCUUGUGCCAUAGAACCCCCUACCACCCACCUAGAAUCCUGAAAUGCCCACUAGUGGGCGGUAGGGACCAGGUUGACAACCCCUGGGCUAGUACAUUUUAAGUACAGUACAUAGAGAUUCUGUGCAUGCUCCUUUAUGCCCAUUAGAGGGAACUGUUGUACAGUGAAGGCAAGGGUGGAUACCAGCUCACCAUGUGAAAGUUUUAUUCAGUUUUGUUCUCUCUCAGAUACACGGGGCACUACUUCAUAACUACUCUCCUCUACUCCUUUUUUUUGGGCUGCUUUGGAGUGGAUCGCUUCUGCCUGGGGCACACAGGCACAGCUGUAGGGAAAUUGCUCACUCUUGGAGGACUUGGGAUCUGGUGGUUUGUGGACUUGAUUCUUCUUAUCACUGGGGGACUGAUGCCCAGUGAUGGAAGCAACUGGUGUACCAUUUACUGAAAGUCUACAACUCUGACUGGACCUAAACCAAAGAAGAAAUGGGAGGAGAUUCUUUGUUCAGCUGGAGGUCUAAUGUUUGGAUCGUGUCUUGUAGCAGGUAUAGAGGCUACACUGGUGUACUCAUUUUGCUGUGGAAUGACAUCCUUCUAAAAUGGAAAUACCAUAAAAAUGCAAACCAUAAUUCUGCUAUACAUACCUCAUUGUCUUGUUUAAAUGGAAGCUAUGCUUUCCCCAUCCACAAGGACCUGGGAAAACUUCUGCCCAGGUAGAAUAAACCUCAAAAAUGGAUUUACAACUGUCAUGAAGGUAUUGAAGUUCUUUAUAUCCUUACACACUUGUGUACGCUCUAGGAGGUGCCAAAGUAGUAACUGGCUUACCCUACUCUGCUUAAUCCUAGUUCUCAUUGCUAUACACUUUAGAAGAGGUUUUCCAAAUAAGUUUAUGCCGCCUAUAUUAGCUGAAAAUACCUAAUGAAGUUGAUGUAACUGCAAAAGUUACUUUCUUGUUUGAUUUUAGCUCACGCUGGCAGGACUGUUUUCCCAUAAGAAUGUUGGCCCACAGGUCCACAUGAGACAGAAUGCUCCCUUAAGUUUCCCUUUCUUGUAAAAGGACGUGAAGUCUUCGGGAUUGCAUCCUCAUUCUCUGUUAAUCUGAUAUUGUGAUGGGAUGUGGGGGAGUAGUUAUCUUGACAUUUAGCAAUGUCAAGCCCAAUUUAUUGCAGAACUUCUGAAUGUUUUUGCAAAGCCAGAGAAACCCAAGUGUAGUAAACUGCCCCUGCCCUCCCCAAAUGGCCAUUUGCUGGCUCAUUUUAAUAAAGUAGGGGAAUUGGACUAUUUUCAGUAUCAGCCACAAUUUAAAUUGCAAUUAAUGAGGAAGAAUGCCUCUUCUCAGUGUGUUAGACUGACAGCAGUACCUGAUUAGUCUUUCCUAACCUCUAUUUAAGUAUGUUCUAGUGACUAAUGAUCAGUCCAUGCUGUAGGUCAGGCCUGUGGCUGGUUGGCGGUGUGUGUGUGUGUGUGUGUGUGUGUGUGUGUGUGUGUUAAUGCAUGUGUACUAUUCAGUAACAGCAUGUAAAAUGUAUUUCCAUGUUGAGCAGAUGCAGGGUUUUUUUAAAAGCUGAUGGGUAAGAAUAAAGUUUGGAGAUCUUAAACUUAAA
Podarcis lilfordi (Lilford's wall lizard) is the source of this 5610-nucleotide messenger RNA. NCBI's taxonomy places the organism in Eukaryota, Metazoa, Chordata, Lepidosauria, Squamata, Lacertidae. The record is from the annotation of a GenBank genome assembly.